Molecule: messenger RNA, 1051 nt
Organism: Camelus dromedarius (Arabian camel)
Lineage: Eukaryota; Metazoa; Chordata; Mammalia; Artiodactyla; Camelidae
Gene: NAA20
Product: N-alpha-acetyltransferase 20, NatB catalytic subunit
Exons: 6
Coding region: 78-614 (178 amino acids)
Biological process (GO): N-terminal peptidyl-methionine acetylation
Cellular component (GO): NatB complex
Molecular function (GO): protein-N-terminal amino-acid acetyltransferase activity
Source: RefSeq, a predicted model, not a curated record
CGGCAGCUGCGCACGCAGAGAUUUCCGGCGGGGCGGGCGCGCAGUAGCGGCGAACCGGUUUCGGCAGCGGCGGAGCGAUGACCACGCUCCGGGCUUUCACGUGCGACGACCUGUUCCGCUUCAACAACAUUAACUUGGAUCCACUUACAGAAACUUACGGGAUCCCCUUCUACCUGCAGUACCUCGCCCACUGGCCGGAGUACUUCAUCGUGGCAGAGGCGCCCGGUGGGGAGCUGAUGGGUUACAUCAUGGGGAAAGCGGAAGGCUCCGUGGCGCGGGAGGAGUGGCACGGCCACGUCACCGCUCUGUCUGUUGCCCCCGAGUUCCGACGACUCGGUCUGGCUGCGAAGCUUAUGGAGCUGUUAGAGGAGAUUUCAGAGAGGAAAGGCGGGUUUUUUGUCGAUCUCUUUGUGAGAGUGUCUAACCAGGUCGCAGUCAGCAUGUACAAGCAGCUGGGCUACAGUGUGUACAGGACGGUCAUCGAGUACUACUCGGCCAGCAACGGGGAGCCCGACGAGGACGCCUACGACAUGAGGAAGGCACUUUCCAGGGACACCGAGAAGAAGUCCAUCAUACCGCUGCCUCACCCGGUGAGGCCGGAAGACAUCGAAUAGCCACAGGCAGUGGUUCCCAGGCCGAGGCGCUCCUGGUAGUUUACGGACAAUAGGCUUUUCAUUAGUUGACCGUGGAGCGCUAUUAGGAGAAAAGGGAAUCGUUCGGAUUGUAAAGACUUCAAGAAAGUACAGGCUAUAAGCUUAUUUUAAAUCUCAUUUCCAAUUAGCACUAUCAUACCUUCUAAAGCUGUUCAUUGUAAUAAAAGUCAACCAAAAAGGCAGCUUGGUCAGAAGGAACGUUCCACUGCCAUGGUUCGUAAGAGCAGAUUCAUGAUAUGCUAGGGGAAAGCCUGCUCCAGCCUCCUAAAUUCUGUGCCUGAGAACCACUGCUGCAUUUGUAUUUUUUAUUUUGUAUUGAACUGUUCAUUGAAGCUUUAAAAGCAUAUAUGAAAUGUCUAAACCCAAGAUGUAUAAUAAAAUGCACUGUUGACUCUGAA